AACAAAGGUUAACACUCACACCAUUCUUUGAAAGGCUCGCUCCGACCUCAAUUCUAGCACUGUGUUUGCGCUUUCAAAUUUCAUUUUUACAGUUUUUUAGAGUUUAAAAUGCGUUUUACAGACAUUUUUGUGCUCAUGCUGCCACACACCGGCACGCGAAUUAUGUCGCUUUGGUUACUCAGAGAGUUUUCAUUUUACUUUUUCUUGGGUGUCAUCACUGUCUCACUCUCAACGCUGCCAUCACUCCCACUCCCUCGUCAUCCAAACCCAACAGAACCCUCCCCAUCCAAAUAAUCAAAAGGGGGAAAAAGAAAGAAAAUCCCAACAGAAUACUGUACUCUUUCUUUCUUUAAUUUGCUGCCAAUCAAACGUAACACAAAAACUACUAUAUAGUAUAUACCCAUUUUCGCCAACACGGUACUGCCUUAAGCUCCACUCAAGAAAAGUCAAGAUUUCUGCAAUGGACAUUGAUUCCAACGAAAACUCCAACUGGUUCUUCAAUUGUGGCUUGAUGGAAGACAUCUCCGCCGUCCCCGGUGGAGAUUUCAGUGCUGAGGCGCCGCCGCCGCCGGCUGCCUGUUUCAGCUGGCCAGCUCAACCCCUUAAUAGUUCUUCUUACGGAAGUGCGGAAGCUGACUGCUCUUUUGGGGAUUCAGAAGGCCAGAAGGAAGGUGCCUCCCGAAAAAGGUCAAAGUCUGGAUCAUGCAAUGCAUCUGGCUCUAAAGCAUGUCGAGAAAAACUACGGAGGGAUAAGUUGACCGAGAGGUUCCUGGAAUUGGGCUCUGUCCUGGAGCCCGAAAGGCCGCCAAAAACAGACAAGGCUGCUAUUCUGAGUGAUGCUGUUCGAAUAGUGACUCAGCUGCGAAGUGAAGCCCAGAAGCUAAGGGAGUCAAAUGAGGAAAUCCAAGAGAGGAUCAAAGAAUUGAAGGCUGAGAAGAAUGAGCUUCGCAUUGAGAAGCAGAGGUUGAAGGAAGAAAAGGAGAAGGUGGAGCAACAAGUUAAAGCCAUGACUGCACAACCAGGCUUCCUGCCUCAUCCCUCUGCCGCCAUGCCAGCUGGAUAUGGUGCUCAAGGGCAAGCUGCUGAUAACAAGUUGAUGCCUUUCAUCAGUUACCCUGGCGUUGCCAUGUGGCAAUUCAUACCGCCCUCUGUACGCGACACUUCUCAGGAUCAUGUGCUCCGUCCUCCAGUUGCUUAAGUGGGAGUAGGAAAUGGUUGGUGCACUUUUCCUAUGCCACAAGAUUGUUUAUUUGUUGCAUUGUCUCUGUAUUGGGUUUCUUGAAGAUGGGAAAACUUGAUUAGCUGAAAAAUCGAUGUUUAGGAACUGAUACGCAUUUGUGUGCUGUUGAUUUCAUGUAACAUACGUGACGUUUCUGUUCUAAGUGCUUGGAAAAACCAA
This is a messenger RNA of Rhododendron vialii, 1399 nucleotides long. RefSeq names its product transcription factor ILR3-like. The transcript has 5 exons. Gene Ontology annotation, biological process: regulation of DNA-templated transcription; intracellular iron ion homeostasis. The coding region runs from base 461 to 1198 and encodes 245 amino acids. Gene Ontology annotation, molecular function: DNA-binding transcription factor activity; protein dimerization activity. The record is from RefSeq and is a predicted model, not a curated record. Lineage: Eukaryota; Viridiplantae; Streptophyta; Magnoliopsida; Ericales; Ericaceae.